Cinara cedri is the source of this 5389-nucleotide messenger RNA. NCBI's taxonomy places the organism in Eukaryota, Metazoa, Arthropoda, Insecta, Hemiptera, Aphididae. The record is from the annotation of a GenBank genome assembly.
CUGUGUGCUUCGUUGUUAUUAUUAUUAUUAUUAUUAUUAUUAUUAUUAUUGUUCCAUUCGUAACGAGGACCGCAUUCGGCUUGUGCGUACGUGCAGGUUGUCCGUGUUGUUCUCGCUCCUCGGUUCGCGUCCGUGAUCGUGUCGCGUGCGCGUGUUUCAGUACGUGCGCGCAGCGUUCCCGUGUGUGUCGCUGGUGAGUUUGUGUGUGUGUGCCCGAGCGCGCGCUUGUGUCUCAGUUUUCUGCGCGCAUCGAUGUUUUCUCCUUCGACUGGUCUAAAACCGAAGAUUUUCUCAGCCACAGCCGCAGUCAAGUCACCAUCGUUCCGGUAAGUCCGUACGUCCCGGCGGGCAUUCUCGCCGCGUAUCCCUUUCGGGGGGUUUUUUUUUCCAGACGGUUCUCGGACCGCCGCCGCCGAUUUCGACGCGACCUAUUUGCCGCCACCGGUCCAAGUACCGCGCCGUAGGUACACUGACUCAUUACGAACCCAAAUGAGAACCCGUUCGAAACGUCCUCGCUUAAACCGCUUAAACCUACUAGCGGAGACGACCGGUGGUGUAAAGAAAACAAACAAACACGUCUGCCUAAACACCUCUACCGUCGGAUAAUGUGAAAUUUCCGUUUCCAAAAUUAUCCGUCGUCUAGGUGUACUGGUAAAACGCCUAAUGACCGUUUUUUGUUUGAUUGUAUUGCAGAUAGAUAAAAUAUUAAAAUGACCGCGUGAUGGGACGUAAUCGCAAGAAACGGACAAACCACAGCGUUGUCAGUACUGAUGUUCCAAUGUCGAAGCGCAGUGACUAUGUCGACCUGUGUCGUAACAUCAUUCGCGAUAUGGACCUGUACGGAGUUUGUGUAUUGGACAAUUUCCUUGGUUAUGAACGUGGAAUGUCUGUUCUCAACGAGGUGAUGAAUCUUUACAGUAUGGGUGUGUUCAAAGACGGUGAAUUGGUCCGAAACAAGGCCAGCAAUAACCUGAAAACAAUUCGAGGCGAUGAGAUCAUCUGGGUGGACGGUCGAGAGAAUAGUUGCAAACACAUCGGACAGCUUAUUAGUGAUGUCGACUCUGUAGUCAUGGGAUCAAAUCAGAUGAACGAUAAUGGAAAGUUGGGAAAUUACACCAUUAACGGUAGGACCAAAGUAAGUUACUGACAGGUUUUUCCUUUUAUUCGCCUAUCUAGGGCACAACCACAAAUGUUCAAUCAUUUUUUGUAGUCCAAAUCUUGAAAUAAAUAUUGUUGACAAACGUGUAAGAUUUAAAUGACAUAACUUUAGGAAACUCAACUAUUUAAAACCGUGCUUGAUAAAUAGAGAAUUUUAAAAUAUUACUUUUCAGUUUGUUAACAAUUUUUUUUUGUUCAUACAAAACUAAACGUACAAUAUUAUUUUUGUAAAUAUGAUAAACAUUUUAAUCAAAACUAAAUUACCUAAUAAAUGGGGUAGUUAAAUAAGAGUUAAAUAGAGUUCAUUUCCAUUUAAUAUUUUGCUUUGAAUUGGAAAUUUUUUAAUUUUUUAUCAUAUUUGUUUGUUGUUUAAUAUUUAAAUUUAAUUUCAUAUUUUAAAUAUGUUUUUAUAAUAAUAAUAAAAAAAAAACGAAGUUAACAAAUUAAAUAAGAGUAAAAUGUGUAAACGUAAUUUAUGUUCUGUUCUGUUUAUAAAAAAGUAUAAUAAAUAACUUAUGCACAUUUUUUAUAAGUUAUUGCUUUAAAGAAUUUCUUUGUAGGAAUGGUAAAAAUUAAUUAAAAUAUUGAUUACAAAAAAAAAUCCCACGUAACACUAUACGCUAAAAUAAAUUUAUCGUUAUUCAAUGUUAGUAAUAAAAGUUUCAUAAGUUCUUUUUUAUCUAAUUAAUUAACAUUAUUUAUAUCAUGUAUGAUUCAUGAACAAUUAUAUACAUUUAUGUACAUUAAAAUAUAAUAUGGUUAGUUUUUUUAAUAUCUAUUAUAAAAAAUAUAAUUUGAAUAGGUUACUAGUUUACUUUUUGCAUAGGUUAAUAUUAAUUAAUUAUAUUUGUAUUAAUUUUUCAUUAACAUAAUAAAUACAUAAUAAUGUAUUAAUUGUUUUAAUAUUCUAAAAUAUAAUAAUUGUUUUAACAUUAUAUAACAUACCUAACAGAUCAAUCAAAGGAAUUUUUAUUACUAAUAGUUUUUACAUCACUGCAGUACAGCAUAUAAGGCAGCCUUAACCACAAUUUCUAGUUUUUUGUGUAAUAUAUGUUUAAAUGAUUUCUAAUUUAGUUUUGUCUUUAUACUAAAUAUAGCCAACUACAAAUAUUUGUUUGACAUAUACCUUGAGGGAAAUUGUUGACCUCUAAACUGUACAGUAUCAUUACAAGGUCUGAAAUGAAAUUAUCCAAAGAAUAAUGAAUUCAACUCUAAUCAAAUAAUUUGGUUAAAAUUUAAUUAAAAAUUUGUCUGUAUUUCUGCAAGAAAGUAGUUUUGUUAAACAAUAUAAAACAUCAACUAUGUCUGUAUAUUUUGGAAACUGUUUCUAUAUUGUUCUUCUGUAAAAAUACAAUUAUUAUUUUUGGAUUAAAAAAGAAAAAAAGGUUCCGACAUAAUUGUAUAAAUCUCAGCUGAACCCUUUUGAUACAAUUAAAAAAAAAUAUAUGGGAUGAAAAGGUGUAGAUACAUUAUUGAUUGUUAACCCUUUGAAGCCGUUGCAGUAUUAUAGUGGAAUUGCCUAUUUUUUUUUUUUUUAUAUCUAAAAGUGCUAAAUUUUAAUAUUUUUCAAAAAAAAUGUGUUCUUUAAAGGGUUAACAUUUAAAUGUAAUGUGUAUGCAUGUAAAAAAUAUAUUUUAAAAAUAAAGUUAAAACUCAAGUAUUAUUAAAUAAAUUUUAAAUCAACGGAAAAAAUUUUGUUACUAUUUUAUCAUAUUAUUAAUGAAACAUUUAUGUGAAUCAUAUAUUAUUAGUAAUUUUCAUUUUUUUUUUUAUUAUUAGGCUAUGGUUGCUUGUUAUCCUGGUCACGGAUCUCAUUAUGUCAAGCAUGUUGACAAUCCAAACAAAGAUGGCCGAUGUAUAACUGCUAUAUAUUAUUUAAAUAAAGACUGGGAUAUUAAAGUAAGUGUACUCAAGUAAAAUAUUGGUAAAUGUCCAAGAUUUAUAUUUAGUUGCUUUUAUGAUAUCUUUUUGUUUUACAAAGGUUAGUUAUGUUCAUAUGGUUUUAUUUUUAUUGAUAGUCUCAUUUUAUUCAUAAUAUUAAACAUGCAACUGAAUUACUCCAAGUAAAAAGUAAAUAAACAAGUUUAUACACUUCCUGUUAUGUUUAUAAAAUUUAAACACGUUUUACUAAUGUGUUCGUUUAUAACAAUUUCUUAUAGUUUUAUAAUUUUUCUUUUUAUUAUUAAACUAUGGCUAUUUACAUAUAAUAUAACAUUGAUAAAAAUUUAAAAUUUCCAUUAGUACAAAAAAAAAAAAAACUGUUCAAGGAAGUCAUAAUAUUUAUUCUUCUUGUCGUUAGAUAAAAUUGGUUAGUGACAUUGAUUUUUUUUUUUAAAAUGUUUAUUUCUUAUUAUCUAUGAUUAUUUUAUAUUAAUGAUUAAAUUGAAAUAAUACAUAUUAUAGGAAAACGGAGGUUUAUUAAGAAUAUUUCCUGAAGGUUGGAGUGAUCAAGUAGCAGAUAUCGAACCAUUAUUUGAUAGAAUAUUAUUUUUUUGGUCCGAUCGAAGAAAUCCCCACGAAGUUCAGCCAGCAUUUAAAACAAGGUUAGAUUUGUUUGUUUUACCAAAUAUUAAAUCUCGUUAAUAAAAUUGUGUGUGUGUUAAUUUAUUUUAGAUAUGCAAUAACUCUGUGGUAUUUUGAUGGCAAUGAGAAAGAAGAAGCAGGGAAAAAAUUUCACGUUGCAAGUCAGUCUAAUAUCUGUUGUUUCGAAAAUGUUUGUUAUUUAUAAAUCAUAGAAGAAGUUUAUUUGAGUUUUAAUAUAUUUGUUUGUUUUUGUAUUUCCAGGCGACUUAAAUAGUAUGCUCCAUAGUCCCGAAAAUAUCAGUAGUAUCCCAUCUGUGGAUAAUCUGAAUCUGGGCUUUUGAAUCUGUGUAUCGAUUUUGUUUAAGGAACCUCGAGUUUACUCUUUCUCUAGACAAAGAUCUAUUGUGCUGAAGUUGAUUCACUAAUGGAAAUAAUGUUUUUUUUUUUUUUUAUCUGUGGUUUUGCGAACUGACCUAGGUGUAAUUGAUUCUGUUAUUAUUGAAUUAAUUAUUUUGUUGAUUCGUAACGAGUGGCUCAAUCUAUAUUUUAAUCAGGCAGUUCAUGUAUGUAUGUAUAUAUAUAUACAUAUGUGAAAAAUUACAGUAUUUUUUUUAUACAAAAAAAAUAUAUGAAAAAGUUUGUAUAUUUAUAAAUACAUACAUACUUGUAUUUGAAUAUAAUAACAAUUUUGUAAAUUUGUUUUUGUUUAUUAAUUAACUAUCAUUACAGUUAUGGAGUCUUUGAAAGCAACACAAUAAUUUAUUGUUAAUUAGUGCAAAUACUUUGUUACCAUUAUGUUGUAAAAUUCAAAUACUCACGCAAAUUUGAAUUAAGUGUAAUACAAUAUAAUAUUUUAACUCCUCAUUUGUUGAUGGAUUGUGUAUGACUAUUAUAAAUAAGUAUAAUUAUAAUAUUAUCUCAUGUAAUUUGAGCGGAAGUGAAUACUGAAUAUGUUCCGCUGACACUACUAAUUUUUAGUGUUAUAUUUGUGUGUAAAAAUAUUUAUUAGUAAAUCUACUUCUCCAUUGAUUUUUGUGAUAUAGUCUAUUUUGUGAUAACAUUCUUUUCAUUAAAAAAAUGAAAAACUACUGUUCACAAUAUUCAUGUUUUAUUAUCUCGUGAAAAAAAAAAAUAAAAACAAAAUAACAAACUUAACUAUGUUCCAGUCUUUUACUUAUUAAAUUUAACAAUUUUUUUUUUUUUUAUUAUUAUAAUAAAAUACUUAAAUAAUUUAAAUUAAAGUAGUUUUAUUAAAAUUAUGAGUUCAAACAAAAAUAAUAAAUACAUGUUAUUUCAUUUUACAUUUUUUUUUUUUUUUGUACAUGAAAAUAAAAAUUUUUGUAUUUACAAUUGUACAAAAUGUUUUUGUUCAAAAUUGUCACUAGAGUUAAUAGCGUUGCAUUGAUUAAUUUCAGUCCAGUUCAUUUGGUUUGAAUAUAACCAAGGAUCUGUGGCGUAUUUAACCAUGACGCACCAGCAUAUUAGUCCAAUCAAUGAUAGUGCGAGUAAGCAACUGCGUUUAGGCUCUUGAAAUUGAAACAUUUCUGGAAAGUCUGGAAAACCCAUAUGGUUGCAAAACUGAUGGGCCACUAUUGGUGCGAUUAUAUUACCAGUGUAAAUGAACAAAAAUGCCGAAUAUGCCCCGAAUAUUGUUGUAUACAUAAACUGAAACACUGGUGCAAUAAAUAUUUUUAAAAUAUUUUGUUUU